CUCUGACACACACGAAUAUCUUUGUUUCUUCCCAUCACCAUCACCAUCUCUGCAUUAACUUAUACACCACGAGGAGUGCGUCUCAUACAUUGUGGACCGGGGAAUACAUCCUGUAGAUCUCAGCGAGCCAAUUUGCCACGGUUGCCUUGAAUGAUUCAAGGCCGACGACAGGAGCCGCCUUACCUACGAAACGCAGCCAAUCGUGCUGUGCGUCUUUGAAGUCUGUCCGAUGUCUGAAAUAUUAGACCCAAAGCAGCCCACUGGGACCUCCAAUGGCCCUCGAGAAUUCUUGGUGUCCGUGGAAUUGUAUGUCCCCACUGUGGCGAGUUUUGGGCUGCGGAAGCCAGUAGUUCCUCGCCGUAAAACUGAAACUAGUAAGGCGGAGGAAAACCCCAAGUCACUCAAAGAGAAAUCUAGCUGGAUAUCGGUAGCUCGAACUCCCGCAGGUGCCGGACAGUGGCGGCCUGCGACAUGUAAGCUGAUGGACGAGGAUGAGAGUUGUUCGCUUAACAUCUACGUCGAAGAGACUAUUCUAUACCAGACCAUCUACGUACAUAUGCUCAACCACACCGACAUCCGACUCGCUGACUCCUCGUUAUUCCUACGCAAGAAUUGUAUGGCGCUUGCAUCUGCUGGGGGGCAGCGGUGGGGCUCCUCAGUUAACACAGAGCCUAUUUAUUUUCAAUUUGAAGACCCCGAUAUGUGCAAUACAUGGCUGGUCCUGUUACGAUCAUAUUCUAAACCGGAGAUAUACGGCCAAACCUUCGUCUCACGGGGUGGUGGGCUCUAUCGCAUGUGGCGGCAGGUAGAGCUAUCCAUUUUGCAAGGACGCAACCUAGGGAAUCACUUCAAAGCCCAAACUGAUGCGAAUGCUAGCUCUGCUACACUCAGCGAAGGCGACCCGCGAGAGGCAGACCCCGUCGAUUUGGAUGCAUUUUGCGAAAUCCACCUCAAUGACAAUAUAUGCGCUCGCACGACAGUCAAGAAGGGGAUCGGCUCUCCCGACUGGCAUGAAAAUUUCACAUUUUCUGACUUGCCCCCUUUUGAGACCCUCGAAGUCACAGUGUGGAGAGAGAAGAGGCUUCUGAAACCCAUGUUACUUGGUUCAGUCCGAAUUGCACUGACGAACUUUCGGCGCAGUGAAGCGGUAGAAGGAUGGUUUCCGGUCAUACAAGCUGGCGGAGUGAGCAACAGUAUUCAAGUCGGGGAGAUUCGAAUGAAACUUACAGUUGACGAGGAGAUAAUAUUGCCUCAUAAUAGUUACUCUGACCUUCUGACUGCAAUCCGCGACAGGAACGUCCUAGAGUGGAUGAGCGACUUCGAGCGCAGGCUGCACUUGCGGACUAGUUCCUAUCAGUUGAUGUGUAUUGCGAUUGCCAAGAACAUUCUUGUUGAGCAUAUCACGGAAUAUGCCGACCGUGAAGUUGACGGUACACCUAGCUCUCACAACACCAUUUUCCGCGGGAAUACCACUUUCACGAAGACGAUGGAGCUCGCAAUGGCAUUUUAUGGGAAAGCGUUUCUUGAGUCCAGCAUCGGAAGCACCAUUCGGCGCAUUUGCUCCGAAAAAAUUGCUAUCGAGGUCGACCCUGUGAGGAGUGGCAAAGGUCCAAAAGAGGUCGAACGUGGCGUGGAUCAAUUAAUACAUUGGAGCCAAGAGGUGUGGAACCAGAUAUAUGCUGUGAGGAGCCAAUGUCCGCAUGAGUUACGACGUCUGUUCGAACACGUAAGAAAGCUCGUCGAGAAACGUUAUCACACAAAAGAUUCUCAAGACGCCCAAAGCCGAGAACUCCCCUGGCAAAGCGUUUCCGCCUUCUGCUUCCUAAGAUUUAUUGUACCUGGGAUCUUGCACCCUCAUCUAUUUGGAUUAUACCCAGGUCUUCCCAGUGCUCAUAUUCAACGAAGUCUCACGCUCAUCGCAAAGGUCAUACAAAGUCUUGCGAAUCUUAAUCCCAAUGUACAGAAGGAGGAGUUCAUGCGUGGGAUCAAGGAUUUCCUCAAGCAGAACCUGCCUGCAAUGGUAGACUAUAUCCUGGUCGUAUCGACUCCUAUCCCACUAGAUCCAUAUAGUCCACACUCUGGUCACCCAGCUCACAGCCACCAACGGCUUGAUGUUGUCAGCUCAUUGCACGAGAGAAGUACUACGAUGCCUGUCCUGGAAAGAGAGUCGAUUCCGCUUCUACCUCAUGUGCUUGAUAUUCCAAGGCAUCUAGCUUGUAUCACUUCCUCGGUUCUCCGAAGUGCACGGUCCGCUGACCCGAAGGGCAAAUUUUCUGAAGACAAUCAGCAUCUUUCGGGUCUGUGUGCUCAAUGCUUUGACCUUGAGGAUCAGAGUCUGGCUCGCGUCAGCCAAUUAGCCGCUGUGGAAUCAUAUCCUAUUGCCCUUAAAUGGGACAUACCUCGAAUAACAUCUACAGUCUCUUCCGCUGCUCCUCCAUCCCCGGCCUCACCUUCAAAAAUCGUUGAGCCCCGGAAAGUUUCAAGGCCGUGUACCGCACCAUCGUCGUCUGAUUUGUCUGCAGCGGAUCAUCGAACAGCGUCAUCCGGCAACAGGAUACCUUCAAGUCCCGUCCCUCAUGACCUGUCUAGCCUACGUAGAGGUUCUGUUUCCGAUAUUCCUUCAAGUCCAAAGGUCCUCUCAUCUCCUGAAGACCGAUCUCCACGGGCAAUAAACCGCCCGCGCUUUUUGCGACCUAAGUCAAUAUCAGCUGACUCGAUCUCGUCAUUCGCAUCUCCUGCAGGUGCACAAUCUCUGCGUAGUCCACCCGAACUUCAAGACGAAGCUAGUAGAAAGAGGAAGAACGUGCUACAGGGGAUACUUACGAAGCGAUGAGUGACCAUCAUAUUUAUUGUUUUUUUACAUCCUAUUAUAUUAUGAUUUGUGUACUGUAUGAAGAAUCAGAUAUACAAUCCUCGAAUCCUCGGAAAAUGAAAUCGAGCAAUACAAAUGUCCAC
Suillus clintonianus is the source of this 2955-nucleotide messenger RNA. RefSeq names its product Rho GTPase activation protein. Lineage: Eukaryota; Fungi; Basidiomycota; Agaricomycetes; Boletales; Suillaceae. The coding region runs from base 230 to 2833 and encodes 867 amino acids. The record is from RefSeq and is a predicted model, not a curated record. The transcript is spliced from 11 exons. Gene Ontology annotation, biological process: regulation of GTPase activity.